UUGUAUUUUUAUUUAUCAAAUAAUGUAAACACGACAAUACAAGAAUAAUGCGUUAAAUGAUAAAUUAAAUCUGAAUAAUAAGCGAUCCUAUAAACUAGACAUCCACAGCUACCUACCUACCCAGACAAAUUGCUAGGUAACCGAAAUUGGAAUUGGCCAAGCUGAAUCAACGUACGCGGAUAGCGAGAGUGGCGUGCGUAUGUUUAGUUUACUAUCGAAGGGGGAAUUUGGGGAGAAAACGGGAGACCGUCCCCCACCCCCUGCCCCGGAGCGUGGUGUUCCCGUCGCGAUCGAACGGCAAGGAAACUGGGGGCGUAGUGAACAGUGAAGCUACCGCAUUCAAGGCGCGGUGUUGUCUCAGUAUAGAAAAUACAGUGAUGGAGUUAAAGGGCAAGGUUGCUUUGAUUACUGGCGCCGCUGCCGGCAUCGGUCUUGCGUACAGCGAGGAAUUGUUAAAACAAGGAGCGAAGGUUUCAUUAUGCGAUAUCGAUUCUGAAAUCGGGGAGCAAGUGUCAGAUGAACUUGGCGCCAAGUAUGGCAGGAAGAACGUGUUAUUCUGUCAAUGCGAUGUCACAGACUACCCGCAAUACGAAGAAGCGUUCGAAAUGACAAUGAAAGUAUUCAAUCGACUGGAUAUUGUGAUCAAUAACGCGGGCGUCAUGAAUGACAGAUUUUGGGAACUGGAAGUCGAUGUUAAUUUGAACGGAGUAAUUCGCGGCACCCUCCUCGCGUAUCGCUACAUGGGGAAGGACCGCGGUGGGCAGGGUGGCACCAUCGUCAACACAGCAUCCACUGCGUUUGCCAGGCCACAAGUCUCCACUCCAAUUUAUACCGCAACCAACUACGCUAUUGUCGGCCUCACCAGAGCUUACGGGGAUCAAUAUCAUGUCAAUUUGACGGGCGUACGGAGUAUGGUGAUCUGCCCUGGCUUAACAGACACUGGUCUCGUGAAAGAGAUACGCAAACAGCUUAUGUCAUCGGAGUAUGAGGCCGCAUGGCAAAGAGAUAACGCGAAUAGCAAGACCCAAAGCGCUGAACACGUCGGUCGAUCGCUGAUAGACAUUCUGGCGAAGGGGCAGAGCGGUUCCGUAUGGGUAGUGGAGAACGGGCAGCAGCCCAGGGAGUGGCGCGGUUAAGAUCUCGAUAUCAUUUAAAUCUUGCGAAUACUACGGACAAAGCUGAUUACACUACCACUGCAAGUAUCCAUUUGGGGCCAGUGCAGAUACGAGAGACUAUAUUGUCUAAAAUUAGUAAAUUAUUGUCUCUCAUGUAUGGUAGAACACUCUCUUAAGUGGACGUUACCAAUCUUAACCUGUGAGCACUGGGUCCAAUCAGAUAUCCUAUAUAUCUGAUUAGUGCUUACAACAAAAAAUAACAAAACUCUAUGCAGUGUAUUUAAUAGUCCACCUCCAAUAGCCUAUUAAAAUAAAUAGUGUAUUUAGCUAUGUUCUAAACGAUUUGCAGUACAAAGGCACUAAAUCUUGCAGUUGUAACAUGUUUGUCAUUCUUAAUAAACAAAGUGCCGAAUAUGC
Galleria mellonella (greater wax moth) is the source of this 1532-nucleotide messenger RNA. RefSeq names its product 15-hydroxyprostaglandin dehydrogenase [NAD(+)]-like. Gene Ontology annotation, cellular component: cytoplasm. Gene Ontology annotation, molecular function: oxidoreductase activity, acting on the CH-OH group of donors, NAD or NADP as acceptor. Bases 378 to 1136 code for a protein of 252 amino acids. NCBI's taxonomy places the organism in Eukaryota, Metazoa, Arthropoda, Insecta, Lepidoptera, Pyralidae. The record is from RefSeq and is a predicted model, not a curated record. The transcript has 6 exons.